Pristis pectinata (smalltooth sawfish) is the source of this 3580-nucleotide messenger RNA. Its product is annotated as tyrosine-protein phosphatase non-receptor type 12-like. The record is from RefSeq and is a predicted model, not a curated record. NCBI's taxonomy places the organism in Eukaryota, Metazoa, Chordata, Chondrichthyes, Rhinopristiformes, Pristidae. Gene Ontology annotation, molecular function: non-membrane spanning protein tyrosine phosphatase activity. Gene Ontology annotation, biological process: peptidyl-tyrosine dephosphorylation. The transcript is spliced from 19 exons. Bases 245 to 2671 code for a protein of 808 amino acids. Gene Ontology annotation, cellular component: cytoplasm; nucleus.
GGGUGGGAGCUUUGGAUGUGUGUUGUGGGUGGGGGAAAGAAGAGAGCGGAAAAGAGGAAAGUGGCGACGGACGGAGCCCGAGGGUCGGGAGAGUGGUGCAGAGAAUUACUGGUCACUGGGAUUGGGUGCAAUAGGGACGAGACGAAUCAUCAAUAUUCAAAGAAAAAUAUUUGCCUGAAAGGAUGCGAAAGUGGUGAGCGUUUGACCCCGUUUGUUGGUUUCAGUUUUCCAAUGUGUUGAGAAGAUGGAGCAAAGCGAGAUCCUGAGGAAAUUCAUUGAUCGAGUGCUGGCCAUGAAAAUCCGCGACCAGAAUGGGGAGGAUAACUUUGCCAACGACUUCAUGCGACUCAGAAGACUGUCAACUAAGUAUAGAACUGAAAAGAUCUAUCCAACAAACACUGGAGAAAAGGAAGAGAAUGUUAAAAAGAACAGAUAUAAAGAUAUCUUGCCAUUUGACCAUAGCAGGGUGAAACUUGCAUUGAAACUGACAGACCAGGAUUCGGAUUACAUUAAUGCAAAUUUUAUUAAGGGAGUUUAUGGGCCAAAAUCCUAUAUUGCAACACAGGGUCCACUAGCAAAUUCUGUCCUUGACUUUUGGAGGAUGAUCUGGGAAUAUAAAGUUGUAAUAAUUAUCAUGGCUUGCCGUGAGUUUGAAAUGGGCAGGAAAAAAUGUGAACGCUACUGGCCACUAUAUGGGGACGGUGUUCUUCAUCUUGGAGAAUUUCAGAUUACUUGUGAGGAGGAACAGGCAAGAAAUGACUAUUUCAUAAGGACUCUACUAGUGGAAUUCCAGAAUGAAUCUCGUAGAAUCUAUCAGUUUCAUUAUGUAAACUGGCCUGAUCAUGACGUUCCUUCUUCAUUUGAUUCAAUUUUGGACAUGAUCAGUUUGAUGCGUGAAUAUCAAGAGCAUGAGGAUGUCCCUAUUUGCAUCCAUUGCAGUGCUGGAUGUGGAAGAACUGGAGCUAUAUGUGCAAUUGAUUAUACCUGGAAUUUACUAAAAGCUGGGAAAAUACCUGAAGAAUUCAGUGUGUUUAAUUUGAUACAAGAAAUGAGAACACAAAGACAUUCUGCAGUCCAAACAAAAGAGCAAUACGAGCUUGUUCACCGUGCGAUAGCUCAACUAUUUGAAAAGGAAUUGCAGAGGAGUCAAUGUGCUGAAAGACUAUCUGAAGCGGAUGACAUUAGUUCUGAAAGUACAACUAUUUCCUCAAUUCCUGAUACUUCUGAUUCACCACCACCUAAGCCACCACGAGUACGAAGUUGCCUGGUAGAAGGAGAUGCUAAAGAAGAAAUCUUGCAGCCUCCAGAGCCCCAACCUGUACCACCCAUCCUCACUCCUUCUCCACCAUCUGCUUAUCCAGCUGUUACCACUGUGUGGCAGGAUAAUGACCGAUACCAUCCCAAGCCAGUUGUGCACUCAUAUACACCACCGCCACCCACAGACCUCAAUGAAAACUACAACAAACCUGGGGAUACCUUUAAGCAAAUUGAAAAUUGUGCUGCACACAUUGAACCUAUAGAGAAAAAGUUGGAAAGAAAACUUAGUAUUGAAAUAAAGAAGAUACCACUCCAAGAAGGACCUAAAAGCUUUGAAGUAUCCUCACCUGAUACCAACAGUGCUCUUAAUAGAUUGCCAUCAAAUAAAGUGAAAUCCACAUCAGCAGUUGAGAUGGAGCAAACAAGUAAAUCAGUGGAAGCAAGCUGUGGACAAGCUUCAGUAAAUUCAGAAGUCCUGCAACAAUCUGAUGCUGCUCAGGAAGACAAGAAUUCUGAUGUUGCCCUGAGACCAAUUCAGUUACCACUUAAAGAGAGAGCUCAUGCCAUGUGGAACAAGCCAAGCAACGAAUGUACCCCAUCUUUUAGCAAGAAUUCCACGGGUGAUAAAUUGUACAACAAUCAAUACCAUUCUUCUAAAGCAGCUGCUCUACCAGCAGAGCAAUCAUUGAAAAAGAUACAUGCGCAUGUAGUAAUGGACACCAAUGUAAACGAUCCACCUCUCAGUUUUACUAAUCCACUCCAUUCUGAUGACUCUGAGCCAGAGGAGAUAGAUGUUGGGAACACAAUACCUAAAAAUGUUACCAGUAUUUUAACAAGUGCCAUUGUUACUGCAACCAUACAAAACGAAGCCCCUUCAGCAAGAAAAAUAUCACCGGUGUCUAUUGCCCGAGAGCAUCCACCCAGUACCUUAAAUUUAGUGGCUGAAAAAUGUUCUGGGAGCAAAGGAGACAGUCCACCCCCUUUGCCAGAAAGAACACCUGAAUCUUUUGUUGUGGCAAAUGAAUCUGAUUCUCCUGUUAGAUCUGUUCAUAUUGGAAAAUCUGCAGAAUGGAGUGGCUUUCCACAACCACAGUCGGUUGAGCAAGCAAAGAUGGUGAGGAGUAAGAGCCUGAAAAAUCCACGAAGUCAAAGAAAAAAUACUCCUGAAACAGGAGACUGCGGAAGGCCUUCAGGUCUGUCGGGAUUAGCAACUGCUGUUACCAAGGGUGAGGUAGGACCUACUCCAGAAACACAUGCAAAACGAAGAGAACGUUGUUCAGAUUUAGACAGCGGGUUCCUUUCGAAAAUGAGCAUGCUGAGAACUGUCCUUGUAUCCUGUCUCCAAAAAUCAGGAUUCAAUAAUCGUUAUACAAAACCAAAAGGGCCAAGAGAUCCUCCUUCUGAGUGGACAUGAUGGAGAUGAUGUUCCCAUGGACUGUAAUACUGGAGUGUUUCUCUUCAAGUGCCACUAAAGGACUGAAACAUUGACAAAAUUAUGUUCACUAAAUUUUUUUUUAAACUAACAAAAAGCAAGAGCAACUUGGGUGUCUUCUCAGUUACGGAAUGGUACACAUUUUACAUCUAUUGUAACUUGCUAAAACCUUUCCCAGGGGGUGGAUUCCGGUGCUAAAUAUCUUUGCUGGGACCAUUUUGACCUGCCUUAUUUCACACUUAAGUAUUAACUUUUUUCAAGAAAAAGUAUUACAGGCCUUAAUUUUUGGGGGAAUUUGUUACACUGCUUGUAGGAUUGUAUAUUAAUAUAGUACAGUAAGUAUAAAUAGGGAGUCUGUGGACAUUUAUUCUUUGCUAACUUCCAGAAACAAUUAUGUGCAUUAUUCCUUUGUGUACAGGGCAGGGUAGGUAUAUAAUUGACUAUGUUGCAGGUAUUAAAUAUUCUUAACAGAAGAUGUAAGAAAUCAGUGCAUGAUCUAAACCUUUGUGUACCAUUUUUUGUAAAUUAUUUGCCCUGAAAAAAUAGAAACUUAUUCUUUCAGGUGUUCUUAACUACUGGAAAUGAGCAGGAAAUUGCAGUUUAACAGGGGUUGAGAUUGUAAUAAUACAUUUGUAAAUUGUAAGCAAAAGGAUAUUUUUAUAUUAUAUGCUGUUAAUAACCAAUCUCAUUUUCAUCUGUUCAUUUGGCCUUGAGUUUAGUAAGUGCCUUCGAACAGUAUGCAAUCCUGUUAACAUGAGCAUUUGAUUUUGUGCAUCUGGAAUUAGAUGACUAUCAGCCACAAACCUGUAUUUUACAAUAUAUUGACCUGUCAGUAAAGAUCUUGAAAUAAAUUGUUUUACUGUGUUUUUUGCAUUAAAGUACACUAACAAU